GGAGGCCCUGAGGCCUGAGCUGGCCUAAAGGAGGGCGCGGCUGACCCUUGUUUAUUCCUUAAAUUCGUUUAACCAAUCUGCAAGUCCCAUCCGAAAACUCGAGUAACAAACCUGAGGAUCACGAAACCAACAACGCAAUACAACUAGGCGACAGGAUUAAGGACAAAAGCAAGAGUACGACAUGCUUUUUAAACAGUAUCCGGCGGGAAGAAGAUGAUGACCGCCAUCCUGAGAGACAGCACAACCAGGGCGGAUCAUUAUAAGUAUAGGUUGAUUUAAAAUUAAUGUCCAGCUCAGUAGCUCACCUCAAAAUAAUUUCGCCUGCGUGACUGCGUUCCACCUGCGAGAGUGCGAGGGAUCAGGGAAGCCUCCAGGCCGCCAGUCCAGCCGUCCAGACUCUAGUCGUCCAGUGCCGCCGUCCGAUCUGCGUCCGCCCUCCAGUGGUGUUGGCAAGGGGCUAUCUGCGUUGCUGCCUCCUGGCCGGCAGAGCGCCACAUCCCACUGCCUUCAGUGAAAAUUGGAAGCUCAAGUAGUUGACGCUGUCGAGUAAAAUAGCAACGGCUCUUAUGGGUAUCAUAAUAGACGGGUCUAUAUCUGGAAAUUUACCCAGCAACGACAAUACCUUCGUUGUUCACUAUCCUGCUUAUCCUUCUUCCCUCCAACGGGCCGUCGAGACUCUCGGUGGAACUGAAGCCAUUGCCAAGGCUCGCACUUCAAAGACAAACACACUGGAGCUCCGUUUCCGGCCUGAAGACCCUUAUUCACAUCCAACUAUUGGGAAGCAUAAAUCCUCACUUAAUUUUCUGUUAAAAAUAACAAAAGAAAAAAUCAUGGCUGUUAAAAAUACAGAGACCAACUAUAGAUUAUCAAAAACUUCUUCAGUGGAUAUGACUAGUAAUGACCAAAAUGAGUCACAUCCUGAAUCUUCUGAAGCUUCCAAACACGCCAAUCAAACUGAAACUGUAUCAGCUGAUGCUUGUAGAGAUGUUGACGAGGGGAAAGAGGAAGCUUUGAAAGAACAACUUUCUGCUGAUGUUGUUGCUCUAGUGGCUGAUGCAUAUCAUUUUGAUGGAAUGGUAGAUUAUCAACAUGUUAUUGCUGUCCACGCUGAUGUUGCUAGAAGAAAGAAGAGAAAUUGGGCUGAAUUGGAAAUGAAUUUUGAGAAGAGCAAUCUUAUAGAUGCUGAUCAAGAGGAUCUGAUGAUUUUAGUACCACAGCUUUUCUCCAUGAAGGAUAUGCCUGAUAAUAUUAUGUUGAAACCAUGUGGAAUUUUGAGCUCAAAAAAGAAGCAAGAAGGGGUUGUCCAACAAUGUUGGGAGAUGGAAAUAGAGCCAUGUCUUGCCAUUGACUUUAACAACAAAGAUUUUCCUAAGAAAGUAAACUGGGAGAAAUACAUUUCAAAAGGAACAUAUGAAUGGGAGUUGCAGACAGCCGUAUCCAAGUUUUUUGACGAGCGUCCAGUUUGGGCAAAAGAGGCAUUGGUUGAACGCUUACUUCAAAAAGGGAUGAAUCUUAGAGAAUCCAUGCUGAAAAGGCUUCUUUUCAGAGAAGCAUAUUACUUUUCUCAAGGACCAUUUCGGAGAUUGUGGAUAAGAAAAGGAUAUGACCCUCGCACAGAUCCUGAGUCUCGCAUAUAUCAAAGUAUUGAUUUUCGAGUACAUGAUCCAUUGUUGCAAAGUUACUGCGAGGCUCAAGCAGAAUCGGGAGUGAAGCACAGAUGGACAAAUGUAUGCUCAUUUCAAGUUUUCCCUUCUAAGUGCCAAAUAUCAUUGCAGCUUUGCGAUCUUGUUGAUGAUUACAUCCAAGAAGAGAUAAAAAGACCACAUAAGACAACAAAAUGCAGUUGUCAAACUGGGUGGUUCCCCUCUAAUGUGCUUGAGUGCCUCAGAUUGCGUGUUUCUAUCAGAUUUGUAUCUGUCUACCCCAAUCCUGGUGCGGAACAAUUGCUAAAAAAACUUUCUGCCCGCUUUGAAAGAUCAAAGAGAACACCAAGUCAUGUGAUAUGUGAUGAAGAGAAGGAACAGGAAGAUGUUGAUCUAGACAUGGAAAAUAAUGAAGGCAAUGAAGAUGAUGAUGGUGAUGAAGGUGAGGUUGAGGAAGACAAGGAUGAAUUUGAAGGACAUGACAUGGUUGACCCCAAAGGGAAUAUAUCUUCACAACAUGGUUUAUACAAUGACACCAUAUCUAGGACAUACCUCCAAGAGCUUUUUGGCAAUUUUCCUUGUACGGAUGGAAUGCCUGAAGUGCAAGUUGACCAGACAGAUGGAGAGUACCAGAUCUAUGAUCAAUUUGGUGAUGAGGAUUACUCUGAAGCUGAUGACUACUAAGGUGUCAUAUCUAGCUGGUAUGGCAGUUUGUUUAGGGGAAUAUUGUUAAUAAUAAUUAUUAAUUAAGUGAUGAACUAAAGAGGCCAGAAUACAAUCAGAAGGAUAAUGUUUCCAAAUAAGUCAGUUAGGCAUUGAAACUGACACACUAGCGAGAGAGUGAGCAGCUCAUUCUCCAGGUAGUCUUUUUAUUUUUUUAUGUAAAUUAUGUUAUAUUGUUUGCUAACAAGAGUUCAUAGAACAUGAUUGCCCUCUUAAUUAUGUAUUUUGUAAAUAUCAUUAUUCUGAGACUGAAGAAGCUGAAGUACCGGGUUUAAAGAGCCACUUGGCCAAGGAAUUUGAACUUUAAGGC
This is a messenger RNA of Cuscuta europaea, 2676 nucleotides long. NCBI's taxonomy places the organism in Eukaryota, Viridiplantae, Streptophyta, Magnoliopsida, Solanales, Convolvulaceae. The record is from the annotation of a GenBank genome assembly.